Rattus rattus (black rat) is the source of this 1129-nucleotide messenger RNA. It is a transcript of the gene Gatd1, whose product is annotated as glutamine amidotransferase like class 1 domain containing 1. The transcript is spliced from 8 exons. NCBI's taxonomy places the organism in Eukaryota, Metazoa, Chordata, Mammalia, Rodentia, Muridae. The coding region runs from base 52 to 714 and encodes 220 amino acids. The record is from RefSeq and is a predicted model, not a curated record.
GAGCCCCGCCCCACUCCGUCUCUCGCGCAAAUAUCAGCCUGGGUUGUAGCCAUGGCGUCGGAGCGGCUGCCAAGCAGGCCUGCCUGUCUCCUGGUGGCCAGCGGCGCUUCCGAAGGUGUGUCAGCCCAGUCCUUCGUCCACUGUUUCACACUGGCCAGUGCUGCCUUCAACCUACAGGUGGCCACCCCGGGGGGAAAGGCCAUGGACUUUGUGGAUGUGACAGAGAACAAUGCACGUUGGGUACAAGACUUCCGCCUCAAGGCAUAUGCCAGCCCUGCUAAGCUUGAGUCCAUCGACGGUGCCCGGUACCAUGCCCUGCUGAUUCCCAGCUGUCCUGGUGCCCUGACUGACCUCGCCAGCAGUGGGUCCCUGGCUCGAAUACUGCAGCACUUCCGCUCUGAGAGCAAACCCAUCUGUGCCAUUGGCCAUGGUGUUGCUGCCCUGUGCUGUGCUACCAAUGAAGAUAGGUCCUGGGUGUUCCAGGGCUACAGUCUGACAGGGCCUUCUGUGUAUGAGCUCAUCAGGGCACCUGGCUUUGCCCGCCUACCAUUGAUCGUUGAGGACUUUGUGAAGGACUCUGGGGCUGGCUUCAGUGCCAGUGAGCCCGAUGCCGUGCAUGUGGUGCUGGAUCGCCAUCUGGUCACUGGCCAGAAUGCCAACUCCACUGUUCCCGCUGUUCAGAACCUGCUCUUCCUCUGCGGCGGCCGGAAGUAAGCUUGGAUGCUGUCCUGGUGGCCUAGAGACAAGGACUGAACUCACUGUGGCCUCUUCUUCUGAUCCUUACUCGAUGGGACACUCAGCCUCCGUUGGGGCCUUGUGGAAUGCUGGAGGCCUCCAGGAAUUAUACCUGCAGUGUCAGCUCUAAUGUAGACUAGACACCUUUCCUCUGUUCCCAGCACAGUGUCCUGGCUGGCCAGGCAGUCCCUCAGAGCUUCAGAUUGAAGACGCCAAGAAGAAUCGUCCAUGAACUGCAGUCAGCUAUGCUGUCUUAGGAUGGGGUGUUGCUCCUCCGUGGCCUUUUGGCUGUUUCUAUCCCGUUAGCUGUUCCUGGGCACCAUGGACAGGACCACAGGCCAGAGCUUUGAACUCUCAUCUUUCCUUUUUUUUUUUUUCUUUUUUUUCCGGAGCU